AUGUUUUAAAUCCCUGACCUUUCCGUGGCCAAUUGCAAACGCAAAUCAUAUUUUGAGUUAUGAGGGUCCGUCAACAUGAAUAUAAAAAACAUCCAUUCAUUAUUUAAAAACUAAAAUAAACUGUUUUAAGUGUUAUAUUGAUAUGCAUUUAAUUUUUCAAGCGGACAACCUGUAUAUCCAUGUACAGAUGUGCGAUGCCUCUCCCGACGAUGACAAAAGUGAAACGGUACAUUUGUUGAUUAGUGGGAAAACCGACAGUACUAACAAUGUUUUGACGACUUUUGAUGAAACGAAGGUGAAGACUGCAUCAGCUACUAUGACUGGUUUCAGAUUUAUUGGUAAAGAGCAUGUAGUCAUUACCUGUACAGUUGAUGUUACAUCUCCGGAAACAACAAUUGCACCUUCCACUACUUCGUCGUCAAUACGCAGACGACGAAAUGCAUUUCAACAAAAACACACAAAAACCCUUGAUGUAUCGACUUCUUUACGCGUCGAAAGUUUAUCAACAAAUGGGGUGCAGGGUGAUAAGGUGAUUGUCCGGAGAUACUUUUUGUUGCUACAUCUAUGCAUGUAAAUACCUGCUCUGGGAAGGGUUAAACAAGAAAACUCCCGAAGACUUCUGAUUGAUUGCUGUACUUUCAAAAUAAAUUCAUCCUCCUGAAUAGCUGUAUAGUAGCGAAAGGCU
Mizuhopecten yessoensis (Yesso scallop) is the source of this 685-nucleotide messenger RNA. RefSeq lists its product as uncharacterized. Bases 143 to 574 code for a protein of 143 amino acids. The transcript has 4 exons. Lineage: Eukaryota; Metazoa; Mollusca; Bivalvia; Pectinida; Pectinidae. The record is from RefSeq and is a predicted model, not a curated record.